Messenger RNA from Solanum tuberosum (potato), 749 nucleotides. RefSeq names its product peroxidase 2-like. The record is from RefSeq and is a predicted model, not a curated record. Bases 152 to 610 code for a protein of 152 amino acids. NCBI's taxonomy places the organism in Eukaryota, Viridiplantae, Streptophyta, Magnoliopsida, Solanales, Solanaceae. Gene Ontology annotation, molecular function: peroxidase activity; heme binding. The transcript has 2 exons. Gene Ontology annotation, biological process: response to oxidative stress.
UCCAGUUGUAUCUUGUGCAGACAUAUUGGCUGUUGCAGCUCGUGACUCCGUUGUUGCUUUACAUGGACCAACAUGGGAAGUGGAACUAGGAAGGAGGGAUUCAACUACAGCAAGUAGAACCACUGCCGACAAUGACAUUCCAACUCCAUUGAUGGACUUACCUGCACUUAUCGACAACUUUAAGAAGCAAGGUUUGGAUGAAGAAGACCUCGUUGCUCUCUCUGGUGGCCACACACUAGGGUUUGCUCAGUGUUCCACCUUUAGGAAUCGCAUCUACGAUGAGACUAACAACAUUGACUCAACCUUUGCAAGUCAACGUCAAGCAAAUUGUCCGCGUAGUGGUGGUGAUUCCAAUCUUGCUUCCCUUGAUCCUACACCUGCUCUUUUUGACUCCAAAUAUUUCAGUAACUUGGUGUCUAAGAAAGGGCUAUUGCAUUCUGAUCAAGCACUGUUUAGCGGAGGAGAGACUGAUGAGCUUGUUAAAACCUAUAGUACUAACCUAAGAACUUUCUCGAAAGAUUUUUCUGAGUCUAUGAUUAAGAUGGGUAAUAUCAAGCCAUUGACUGGAAAUGAGGGCCAAAUUCGUGUCGAUUGCAGGAAAGUGAACUAAGCACGUGCUUCUUGUAAAGUAUUUAAAAAAAUUGAUUAUUUUUCAAUUGUGUUGUGAUUUUAAUUCAUUUGUAACCUUUGUUACGUUAAUUGUUCGGCCAUUAAUUUUCCAAGAAAUUGGAUCUUGUUGUUUUCAUGUG